This is a messenger RNA of Liolophura sinensis, 2730 nucleotides long. Its product is annotated as inter-alpha-trypsin inhibitor heavy chain H4-like. The record is from RefSeq and is a predicted model, not a curated record. The transcript has 15 exons. NCBI's taxonomy places the organism in Eukaryota, Metazoa, Mollusca, Polyplacophora, Chitonida, Chitonidae. The coding region runs from base 67 to 2730 and encodes 887 amino acids.
AUAGGAAGUCUCGCGGCUUUCUAUACUGUAAGACAGUUUUGUCUGUAACGAGAUCACGAAGUCAUCAUGGCAGGCUACCAAAUACUUCUACUUAUCGGUGUAUUUAUUAUAUCAAUUUGUACAGCAAAGGAGGCCGAUUUCUCCGUUGAAAAGCUUCAUGUUAAUUCUAUUAUAACUCAUCGCUUCGCCACCACUCACGUGACAAGUGUGUUGGUGAAUUUAGGGUAUUCCCCAAAAGAGGCCAUCUUCGAUAUUCGACUGCCAAAAGGUGCAUUCAUUUCCAACUUCUCCAUGACCAUCGAGGACAAAGUUUACGUGGGUUACAUAGAGGAAAAAGAGGCUGCUCAGAAAACGUACGACGCUGCCGUGGAACGUGGUCAGUCUGCGGGUCAUAUCAGGGCAAGAGAAAGCAACAAAUUCGCAGCCUCUGUCAAUGUUGCGGCAGCCAUGAAUGUUACCUUCGAACUAACGUACCAAGAACUGCUGGAAAGACGACUGGGCCUUUACGAACACGUGGUCUACAUUGACCCGGGUCAACCCGUAGCUGACAUGAAGGUCGAUGUGUACAUCGUGGAAUCUCGCGUGAUCACAGAACUGAGCGUCCCACCAAUAAGCAAUGACCUUAUCACAGAUGUCAUUAUAGAUGACACAAAUGAGUACGCCCGAAUUGACAUACUGUCAGAAUCUUCGGCUCACAUCGCUUUCUCCCCGACACCAGAAGAGCAGAGGCACUUCUCCGAGCAGGGGGUUUCCGGACAAUUUAUCGUCAAUUAUGACGUGGAGCAUGAAAUGGACGGCGUUGGAGAGAUUCUGGUAGUGGAUGGCUAUUUCGUCCACUUCUUCGCUGCCGGAUGGCUCGAGCCUCUAAGCAAACGAUUGAUGUUUGUCAUGGACACCAGCGGGUCAAUGAGCGGGAUUAAGAUUCGCCAGAUGAAGCAAGCUUUGGUGACUAUCUUGAAUGAACUUAGCCCGGAUGAUGAGUUUGGAAUUCUCACUUUCAGCAGUGGUGUUCAAAAAUGGAAAGGCGGAGAGAUAUUACCAGCCAGUCUCCAAAACAUUGAACAAGCUAAACUUCAUGCUGAAACCUUGAUAGCUUCUGGGGGUACGAAUAUUAAUGCCGCUUUGCUUCUUGGACUUGACUUGUUAUCCGGCGACUCAGACAAAUCAAACAUGUUGAUUUUCUUGACGGAUGGUCAGGCUACAUCUGGUGUUACCUCUUCGAGGAAAAUUCUGGAAAACAUCAAGACUUCAAAUGACGAUGUGUCCAUUUUUUCGUUGGCGUUUGGUAGUGGAGCAGAUUUUAGUCUACUUCAGAAAAUCUCUGGUCAAAACAAUGGCCUAGCCAGAAAGAUUUAUGAAGAUGCUGACGCUACGUUGCAACUCACAGGAUUCUACGAUGAAAUCUCGUCGCCGUUGUUGUCUGAGUUGAAAAUAACCUACCUUGGAGAUGUCGAUAACAGUUCCCUAACUGAGAACACGCUCCAUUGCCUGUUCGAUGGGGCAGAGAUGGUUGUGGCCGGUCGACUAUCGCUGGACAACAACAGCAACAGUGUUCCCACCAUCGACAUUAAUAUAGAAGGGAACCUCGUGGAUUCGACUCUUGUGAUUGACCAGACGUUCAAUAUGACCGAUACUACCCUAGAGGAUAUUCCCACAGCAUCAGCCGAGGAUAUCCAAGAAUUCACCCACAGGCUCUGGGUGUACCUGACCAUAAAACAAUUAGUAGCCACCACACGGCAGGCUUCAGAUCCGCAAAAAGUGCAAGAGGCCAAAAACAAGGCUAAGGAAUUGGCCUUGAAGUACAACUUUGUGACACCGUUCACAUCGAUGGUUGUGACGAAACCCGGAGACGGCGACGAAGAAGACAAGGAGGUGAUGGGCGGCAGACGGCAACAUGAUAAAGACGAUGUCUUCUACGAAGAUUUGAUUUCUCACUACGACUUACAACCUAUGCCAAUUCAGCCUCCACAAUACGGAGGAUAUCCGAGCCUGCCAGGAUUACCUGGACUGAGUGGUCCAUCCGGCUUAAGGCCUCGUUUGAUGCUCACACCUAAGAGACGACCGUAUGUCACUACGACUCUUCCACCGAAGGUAGCGAAAGUUUCAGGUUACCUUCCGGCCGUAAAUGUACGUUUAAAUGACCAACAGUCGCCAGGAGUGGGGAUGAACGUUUGUUUUGACAUCCCAUUGACCGCCACCAAACCCGAGUACACCAUCCUCAGGACUGGGAAUACAGAUGUAUCGGGCAAAGUUUCCCGCGGUUACACCAAUGGGAAAAAGUUCGCUCAAAUUGACAUCAAAACGCCAAACAUCACAGUAAAGAUCACGACCCGAACUUUGCGAAUCGACGGGAAAAAAACCAUCGCCUGGUGGCAACUUAAAAAAGUUAACAUUAGCCAAGGGGAAGUAACCGCCUCUGGUGGACUGAAGCUCGACCUCGGAGGCGAUUUAUAUGUCACGGUUAAUGUGUACGGUAUUCAGAGCAGAAGAUCUCGUGUCAAGCCUUUCCUCGCCGUCUCCGUGAACUCAGCUAACUGGGCGUACGUACAACCAUCUGGCCUCGUGGGGAGAAUUUUGAAGUUGAAAGAGCCCCAAGUGAAAGGAAACCAGCUGGUGUAUAGGAAAAAAGUGCAGAAAUCUGUUCCUGUGCAAGAAUAUACUUUGCUGGAAAACGACAUUUGUAACCGCAUUACAGAUUCCAACAUUGUCACUGAGUUAUUAAAACUGUAA